This is a messenger RNA of Penicillium manginii, 1881 nucleotides long. RefSeq lists its product as uncharacterized. Bases 1 to 1881 code for a protein of 626 amino acids. NCBI's taxonomy places the organism in Eukaryota, Fungi, Ascomycota, Eurotiomycetes, Eurotiales, Aspergillaceae. The transcript has 3 exons. The record is from RefSeq and is a predicted model, not a curated record.
AUGGGCGCGGGUCAGUCGAGCGAGUAUAGCGGAGCAUCUCCAGAAGAGCUAAGCUACGUGCUUGCGGAGCGGUUUGCAACAAAAUGCUUCACCCCGCUAGAGCUCACCCAUUUCAAAGACAACUUUUACUCCCGUGCUGCGGAGCAGGGGGGCUUCCGAUACUGGAAUGAAAAAAUACUCUCCGAUUUCCUUGGUAUCCCAGACGGCAGCUUUGCGGCAACCCACGAAAACCCCUUGGAUGCGGGGCCAGUCAUCUUCCGCAUGGUCUCGUAUUUGGGAGCAUUUCCGUUCCAAAAUACCCUUGCUCCGAGCGUUUUGACGUUUGAAGCAAUGGUAAAAGUGGUUGUGUUGCUGACGGAGCGUUAUGGCAAAGCACUCCGACGAGGGCGGAAGGACCGGAUUAAAUUGCUAUUCGGGAGUCUUGCGGAUGUUGGAAGAAAACCGAUUGUUCAGCAAGACACUGGGGAAGGUGAGGAUUUUCCAAAGGAUGAAGAGACCGAAGCUCGACAUCUGAACUCGCAUGUUCCUGGCUUUACAAUAGAUGAGCCCGCAAACGACGACUACGAUGAAGACGAAGACGACGACCUUGCGCUCGCCGCAUUGGAGUCACUUGAUGCGAUUGAGGUGUUUAAACAUGAUCACCGAGUGGAUCGGACUGUCUACGAGACUAGCAUCUCGCUUGAUACAUUCCGUCGACUUGUAAUGCUGCUACUUGUCAUUUCGCCUUUGAAGUCUUUAGAGUCUGUCAAGACAUACACGUCUGAACUUAGCAACGAGAAGGUAGUCGAGAUUCAGAAGGAGGCAGAUUGGGUCAUUUCAGCAUUUUCUCCGGAAGAAAACAGUGGCGGUAUCUCAUACAGAGCAUUCGCUCGCACGAUAUCCUCGUCUUUGCCAUACCUCUUUGACCCCCUGACACCGCUAUUCGAACAUAUGCUCUUUAGCAGGAAUCUGAAUCUCUCGCAAAAACGAAAUAGCAACGCUGUUCUUGAGCAACAAACCAGCGAGAAGGCCCAGGAGACCCCUCCGCCAACUUCAAUCAUGUUGCCGGGAAGUUUCGAGUCCUCUAUUCUCAAUUCAACCCUCAUCUCCCACAUUUCCUUCUUCCUGCCAGCUUCAUCUCCCUCAAUCGAUCUAUUUCGCAGCGGCGUCCGCCUACACCCGGUAUUCUCAACAGCCGCACACGGCUCUUCGCUAACCUCCUUCUCCCACAACGAGCCCCCCGAAGACUCGGACUCUGAGAAAGACCUGAUAACGCUGGGCGCUUAUAUCCCCCACGCUUGGAAAUCGCCUUCCUCGCACGGCUCGUCGUCCUCAUAUUCAUCCUCCACCCCUCUUCCAUGCCUCUUCCAAUUAUACCCGCAGCACAAAGUCCUACCAGGAAACCCGUCCCCAUCCAUAGAGAAGCAACCAAACACCCCAGCAGCCUGGUUCUCAACAACAUCUGGCAUCGCGCUGGGCUGCCAAAUUCCGCCAUCUUCACGCACGACCCACACAGUUCCAAAACCACAUGGUGCGGGCAGCCUACUCAUAGACGUGAAUCUUGAAACGGCGCAAUUCUACACCGAGCCUGUCGGGCAUGAGGGUGUUUUCUUGCCGUGUACGACGGCUUCGGCGAAUGAGCUUUCGACAAGGGUCGAGAUUGAUAUUUAUACCCUUGAGAUCUGGGGUGUUGUCCCGGGUCCAGAGAACGAGCAGGGAUCCGGUGCUGAGGAUGAUGCGGUGAAAAUCCAGCGUGCGAAGUGGGAAUUUGAGGCUAGAGAGGCGGAGCGCAGGAGAAAUGUUAAUAUCAACACUGGGGGUGGAGAUUCGGCGAAGGAGAGCGCGAGGUGGUUGUUGGAGACGGCGGGGAUUAUUACGGAUCAUGGACAGCAUGAUGGCUAG